CUGAAUGAUAUGAGCAAGCGUUCUUUGAGUUAGUUUUCAAAUAUUCCAUUUUGAUUUAACUCUAUUUUCCAGUAUGGUUUAUAAGCAAGAAAAGGGAUGCUGUAAUAUUUCGUGCACCAAGGUUCUUUAUAUGUUUUUCAAUGUGAUUUUAUUGCUGACAGGUUUGGGAAUACUUGGUGUUGGUAUAUGGAUAAUAAGCUACAAGGGUGACUUUAACAGCCUCCUGACUUCAAAUAAUUACAUCAUUGUCCCUGGCUUGAUGAUUGCAGCAGGUCUUUUGGUUGUGUUUGUUUGUAUUGUUGGCUGUGUUGCUGUUAUCAAAGAAAACCGCUUCAUUCUGGUUUCAUAUAUCAUAAUGCUGGUCCUGAUAUUUAUUCUUGAACUUGCAACUGGAGUUGUGGCUUUUAUUUAUCGCAGUGAGAUUUCAGAUGAACUGCUGAAGGGAAUCAGAGGCAAGAUGAAUGAGUAUGAACUUUCUGAUGAUGUUACUGCUGCUAUUGAUAAGUUACAAAUGGAGUACCAUUGCUGUGGAGAUAUUGGAGCAGAAAGCUGGAAUAGUACUUCUUGGAAGCGUGAACGCAGAGGCAAUAACACUGUGCCAGAUUCAUGCUGUAAAACCUAUUCAAAACAUUGUGGGCUAAGAGACCAUCCCUCAAAUAUCAAUAAAGAGGGCUGUCUUACUAUGCUGGAAACGUUUUUCAAAGAGCAGUACUCUAUUUUGGCUGGUGUUGGUGUUGGGAUUGGGCUAUGCCAGCUUUUUGGAAUCAUUACAGCCAUUGUCCUCUUGCGAUACAUUCAGGUCUAUUGAAGUCAUGAUAUUACCUUAGUACUGCAUGCAUGGUCCUGGAGUAAAAUCACAGCUGCUAUUCUAAGUCAUUAUAUUACUUGUUCAUUCUUAAUAUUCCUACCACUCAUAUCCCUUAUUAGACCUGAUAUAACUACAACUACCAGAAUUUAUUAUUAUCAUAUUUUUUUGGCCUGAUUAACUUAUUGCUAUCAAAGAAGUUAAAACAUUUCAUUGGGGAAAAAAUAGACAUUUUUAGCAUGGACAUUAUGUUUUCCCAUAAUGUUUUCUUUCUCUUGAGAUUUAGAUUUUUUUUUUUUCUUUUUUUCUUUUUGAGUAAUAUUCAUAUUCAAAUGUUUUGUCUUGUGCAACAGUAAUUAAACGAAGAAAUGUUCUAAUGAAAUGAUACAUGUUCUGAAAUGGGAAAAAAUGACACCCAAGCUGAUAAGGUCUAUUUGAAGAGGAUUUUGGUAUAUAAUAAGGGGAAUAUAGGAAUGAAUUUAUGUGCUAUCAUGCCUAGAAACACAGACUUUGCUUAUGAUAAAGGUCUAGUAUUAAAUUUUGUGAAUGCAUUGGUAGUAAGACUAUCAUUUGCUAGUUUGAUACAAGUCAAGGCCACAGGUGGCCCGGAGUUCUAAAGAGUAUAUAUUACUAUAAAAUGCGAGUCUAUGUUGUUAUGAUGGAUAUACUGUAGAUGUUAACCAAAAGUGGGCUAUAUCAAAUAUUGUAGCACAAACUUGAAUUUUAUGAAUUACUUCUGAAAUUCCUUUUUUAUUUUUAUGAAUGUAGUAGCCUGUAUUAUAAAACUAACUUUUGUUGGAAAUAUAUAAUUGGAUGAAGUUAUAGAUAGGGUACUCAAUAUAACACUAUAUUACCUUGGUACAUAUCUAGAACAUAUCUAGCACAUUUUCUAAAUACAUUAAUAAACUAUGUGUAUAAAGAUAUUUUAGUAUAAACCAAUUAAUCGUGUAACAAAUCCUGCACUCUGAUUGGCUGAGCUACUAGUGGUCUAUUAGUGAAGCGAAAAGUAGCAGUUUUGAAAGCCAAAACAACGCAAGACUGAAUUAUUAUAAAGUAAUUUGAACAUUGUAUUCAUUUUUUUGACCUAUUGGAGGGUUUAUACUAAAACAAUUAGGCCUCUUGCUCUCCAGGUCUACGAGACAAUGGCCCAUUCGGACUAUGGCCUGACGUCACGGCAGCCAUAUUGGCGUACCUUGAUUUGACAAUAACUUUAUGACUAGUUUAUUUUGGCUGCCAUCUCCAGUUAUGUCAGCCAACUCUCUUUAUGUGAAAAACGCUUUGUAGAAAUCCAGACCAAAAGUAAUAUUGGUAUUUUGUUCAGUCUAGCAAUGUUAAAAUUAUAAAUUAUUUUUCAGUGUAUAUUUUUAAUUUUUAUACACUUUAAGAAUAUUUACUUUUGGGUUAUAAGUAUAUGAUAUCAUUGCAUUAUUUUAGUUAUCAUACGAUUUUAAUUAUCAUAAAUGCAUAAUGGUAAAUAGGCUAUUUUGUUUACUGUGUUAAAACUUUCGGUAUAUUUAUGAAAGUACAUAUAUUUUCUUAAAUAAGAGACUGUUCACUGUUGAAGGACAGCUGCGGUGGAAACUGAAGCACGAGAAUUUGCUUCCUUCUGCUUUUUCACUUUUUGCAUUUUCUUUAGACAUUACUUUAUAUUUAGCACUAACUUGUUCUAAAUAAACAAUAGACCCCUUGCAUGUAACAUCAAGAAGGAGCUCAAUUUGGAGGACAAGAAUUUCAAUCUCCUGAGAAUUGUUUUGCCUUCAAAAUUGAGCUGCAUUCCGAAGUGCUGCAAGGGGUCUAUAUAUUGAACUGUUUCACUGCGUUUACUGCGGUUUUCGAUAUUCUGCGAACUCCGACAUUUCAACGGCUUGUUGUGAAAUUGAUUUUCACUGCCACCAGUCAAGAACAUAAAAGGUGCCGACCCUGUUUGAUUUAAAACUACCGAGUUCGCAGAAUAUGGAAACCACAGCAAGUGUGUGCACUCUACUUGGCCUCGGCCUAUCGCAUAUUUACAUCAGGCCCUUUGACAUCAGUGGUACACUAACGAAGAAUGAGCAUGAAGCAGUUUUUGUCUUUGUCUGAAAUCCACAAACAACUUUUUUUUUUACUUUAUUGACAUAAUUUGUAAGUAAAAAGGUUAACUUUUGUGAAAAAAAAUAUAAAUAAAUAAARACUUUUGCUUUUGUCAUAUCA
Molecule: messenger RNA, 2995 nt
Organism: Actinia tenebrosa (Australian red waratah sea anemone)
Lineage: Eukaryota; Metazoa; Cnidaria; Anthozoa; Actiniaria; Actiniidae
Product: CD151 antigen
Cellular component (GO): plasma membrane
Source: RefSeq, a predicted model, not a curated record